Messenger RNA from Numida meleagris (helmeted guineafowl), 1586 nucleotides. It is a transcript of the gene CCDC59, whose product is annotated as coiled-coil domain containing 59. The record is from RefSeq and is a predicted model, not a curated record. Gene Ontology annotation, cellular component: nucleus. Bases 112 to 729 code for a protein of 205 amino acids. NCBI's taxonomy places the organism in Eukaryota, Metazoa, Chordata, Aves, Galliformes, Numididae. The transcript has 4 exons.
CCCGCCGCCCGCCUCGCGGUGCCGCCGCUGGGCGGACAGGCCGGCGAGUCGAACGCCGAGCGGAGGCGGCGCGCCGUGGUGACGUAGAAGCUGUGCGACGCUGAGGGAGCAAUGGCGGCGGCGCGGCGUGCGGGGGCUGAGCAGGGGACUGUGCAAGGCGCGGGCGGCGCGGCCCGGCGCCCACACCGGAAGCGGCUGUGGAGGCCCACGGCAAUACGCGGCCUCCUGGGCAGCGUCCAGCAGGGACGAGGAUUUGCAUUUCGGAGAAAACAGAAGAUUGAAAGAAAAUACAGGAAGUUAUUGAAGAAGGAGCAAAAGAUCAGUUCACCACGGGAUGAUCAGUUCACAGAUACUUACCCAGAGCAUUUGAAACAUCUCUAUCUAGCAGAGGAGGAGAGGCUUAAGAAACAGCACAAAUCUCCAAAUGAUUCAGUUCUAUCAGAAGAAAAACUUAAUAAAGCAGUAGAACCAGUUGCAACUGAAGGAAAGUUUAAGAAAAAAACAUCCAAUCAGAAGGCAAAAGAAGAGUAUGAGAAAAUACAGGCUGAGCGUGCUAAGAAGAAAGAGGAAGCAGAAAAAAGAAAGCAACAAAGAGAAGCAGCUCAGAGGUUGUACAAGCAAAAGAAAAUGGAAGCUUAUAAAGUACUGAGUAAGAGGACUAAGAAAGGACAGCCAAAUCUAAAUGCACAAAUGGAGUUUCUUCUUCAGAAAAUACAACAAAAGACAUAAACCUCUGCAUAAAUCUGUUACAGGUUUUGAGUUACCUAUGGACAUUUUAUUAAAUGACUUUUAAUAAAUAAUGUCUUUUUGCUCCUACAUGACUUUUUAACAUUGGCAUGAUUUAUCUCAUCAGUCCAAUUGUGGAAGAUGUUCGUCCUGAAAGUAUUCUAUUCCCAAGAGUCAGUGAGACCUGGUACUUUGAAAAUAAAUGGUCUAUAUUACUAAGCUUCUAUUUAUAUAAUAAACUGAAUUCCAAUUAAUUAGAGCUUGGUACCAUCUGAGCAUGAAUCUACAUUUGUUUUCUAGCUCUUAACACUUCCUGUUGGUGUGACUACUACAGUCAUGCUUACUGGAGAGGAGCAAAAUGAGUGGAGUAAAAUGCAACAUGGUUGAUAACCUCAUGAACUGCCAAGGUGAGGAGUGUUCUGUUGGACAGAGUUUGGCACAUGAAAACAAAGAGCAUAAAUUAUACUUGGAUGGCUAUUACUCCCCUUAAAACUUAACAAAAGUAAAAAGAACAUAUUUUAAAGAUAUGGUAUGUUUCAAUCAUCUUCAGCACAAAGUAUGUAUGAUUGUAGACCGAGCGUGGCUUCUUAAAUGAGAUGGAUUGGGUGGAUUGGUUGAGGUUUUGUUACGCUGAAUAUAUCAAUUUUUUAAUCUCCCUUCUUAGGAAUAUAUUUAGAAAAAUAAUUCUGAGGAAUUUGAGGAGUUGGACUGAUCCUUGUGGGUCCCUUCCAACUCAGGGUAUUCUAUAAUUCUGUGAAAUCUUAAUUGAUUUGGAGAUUUAAUUAGUGAUCUUUAACUUAAUGGAAUGAAAAGGUUUGUAUUGAAAUUAAUAAAAUGUGUAAUAAAGGGAGUUAAAUCUU